Penicillium waksmanii is the source of this 1011-nucleotide messenger RNA. Its product is annotated as 5'-methylthioadenosine/S-adenosylhomocysteine nucleosidase family protein. Gene Ontology annotation, molecular function: catalytic activity. The transcript has a single exon. The coding region runs from base 1 to 1011 and encodes 336 amino acids. The record is from RefSeq and is a predicted model, not a curated record. Gene Ontology annotation, biological process: nucleoside metabolic process. Lineage: Eukaryota; Fungi; Ascomycota; Eurotiomycetes; Eurotiales; Aspergillaceae.
AUGGAGAGAUCAUUUGAGCCUGUUCAGCAUUCCGACCCAAAACAGCAAAAAUAUGCUCAUGAGAGCAAUGUGUCGGCACCACAGUAUGAUCAGUAUACCAUUGCCUGGAUCUGUGCCUUAUAUAUCGAGAUGGCGGCAGCUCGGGCUCUUCUGGAUGAAAUUCACGAAGCUCGGCCCCUAGGCUUUGAGGAUACUAAUAGCUACGUGCUAGGGAGUAUCAAAGGCCAUAAUAUCGUUAUUGCAUGUUUACCCAUUGGUCAGUACGGAACAAACAAUGCGGCGACCGUUGCAACGAAUUUGAAGCGGACAUUUCCCAAAGUCCAUCUGGGCUUGAUGGUUGGAGUCGGAGGGGGUGUACCAAGCAGGGCAGAUAUACGGCUGGGGGAUGUGGUGGUGGGAACAAAUGUAGUGCAAUUCGACCUUGGGAAAAUUACGGGGGACGGAAAAUUCGAGCGAACAGCUAUUCCCAGAUCUCCCGAUCCUUUACUUGGAACAACUAUUGCCAACCUUCGAUCGAAACAUGAAAAUGAGCCAAGCCGAAUUCAUGAUAUCCUACAGAAGAACUUCAAUACAAGUUCUGAGUAUAAUCAACCUGAUACUCCAGAUCGCCUCUUCCAAGCAACAUAUGAACAUCAAUCACAAUACCCGAAUUGUGAUAAAUGCGACCAGUCAAGUUUGGUAUUACGCAGCGGACGAAUGCCCAACGCUAUAAAGAUUCACUACGGUUCCAUAGCUUCAGGAAACCAAGUUAUAAAGCACGGCAUCACUCGGGAUAAUAUUGCUCGAGAACUCGAUGUUAUUUGCUUUGAAAUGGAAGCUGCAGGUCUUAUGAAUGUUCUUUCCUUCCUCCCUAUUCGGGGGAUUUGUGACUACUCGGAUUCUCACAAAUCCAAAGAAUGGCAGAAGUAUGCCGGUGCAACCGCCGCUGCAUAUGCAAGGGAAUUGAUCGAGGAGCUUCCUAUGAAAAAAGCGCAGACAAGAGCCUCCUCUAAUUCAUCUCCCUGUGAGUAA